This is a messenger RNA of Juglans microcarpa x Juglans regia, 1352 nucleotides long. RefSeq lists its product as uncharacterized. The record is from RefSeq and is a predicted model, not a curated record. The transcript is spliced from 2 exons. The coding region runs from base 240 to 1352 and encodes 370 amino acids. NCBI's taxonomy places the organism in Eukaryota, Viridiplantae, Streptophyta, Magnoliopsida, Fagales, Juglandaceae.
AUUAUUCUUUUAUUCAACUGGUCUUCGCGGCGCAGUUUGUACUUUGAGAGCCGAUCUUCGCAGUCCCGCAAACGAGACGCUAACGCGCGCACUCGACUCCCUUCGACGAAUCCAUUAAUGCCACCACAGCUAGAGCUUCAAGGCGCCCAGAUCGUUUCAUGUUGAUUUGGGCAUUGAGGGUGGGCUAAGCGGUAACGAAACGGCUUAUAGAGGACUUAUUAAAAUUUAGGGCUUAUAAAAUGGAUGGGGAGGAUAAGAAGUGCGGGUCCAAGAAAAGAUUGAAGCCGGCUGAGAUUGGUUUUGAGGCGGAUGAGGAUGAGCCAAUUGGGUCUUUGCUCAAGUUGAAGAGACCCCGAAAUGCUAAGAAGGUCAAGUCAGGGUUAGAGAGUGGCGGUGAUGGGCUCAGGAAGUUUGAAGUUAGAGAAGUGAAAUUGGAGGUUGAGGCUGAAAAUUUGGGCGAAAUGGAUGAUACUUUGGCGAGUUUCAGGAAGAAGUUGAGGGGUCCAAAGAAAGACAGUGGAUCUGGAAUUGUUAGGGGAAGGAGUUCUUCUUUGAAUGUAGUGGAUUCUUCUGAUAGAUCAUUGAAUGGGCCUACAAACAAUGGGGGAUUGGAUGAAAAACUGAUAUCUAAGGUUGUGGGGGAAGUUCAUGUAAUGGGCGAUGAUGGUUCUGAUAUGACCAUGGAUGUAGGGGUAGCAAACAAGUGUAAAGGGAAAGUUAAGAAACCCAAGAUAAAUUCAGUACCGAAAACAGCUGGUUAUGUUGCAUUUACUACUGAUUUAGAGUCUCUGGGAUCUGGAUGUAGUUCUUGGAGGGAGCAAGAGUCUAAUUUGUGGCCUGGGGAAGGUCCUGAUCAGUUUGUGGAUGAGCCUUUGGAAGACUCGAUAUCAGCAUUUGUUCGCAAGGCACAAUCUGGCACUAGGAAAUAUCGUGCAUCUUCAAGUUCAAAGCAGAAAACGGAAGAUGAGACUUUGGAGGAUGGUUUCAGCCCUUGCUCUGAAAGUGUUUCGGGGGUUUCUAAGCCUGUGACCGGAAGGAGACUUAGAUCUGGUUCUACCUCAAAACUUGACUGCAAUGGUUUGAAAUCCAGAAAUGAAAGAUCUGAUGACUGUUCUUCUCAAGUUUCUGACUUCGUUGAAGAGAAUCAUGAUUCAAAUAGAAGGCUUCCUUCUAAUUCAGCAGUUAAACUGGAGAGUAUGAAACCCAAUGACAAUAGACACCGAUUAUCUUCCGAAGUUAUUUUAGAGGUUCCACCUCCAGUUUCACCAACUUCAAUAUCCCUUCUAGAGGGAUCCAAGAUGAGGCUACAGAGGACCCUUGUGGUUCAAAUGCUCAAGGAGGAUCUAAAAUAA